AUGUAUUCAGAAACUGAAAUACAUAAUUCAUCAUCAUCAUCAGAUGAUAUAAUUGAAUUAAAUGUUAGUGGUGAAAAAAUAUCAACUUUACGAUCAACUCUUACUGCUAUACCUAAAUCAAAAUUAGCACUGAUAUUCGCGAAAGAUAAUCAAAGCAUAAUGCAAUCAAAAGAUAAACAGAAUAGGAUUUUUUUUGAUUAUAAUUCUGUUCAAUUCAAAUAUUUGCUUGAUCAAUUGAGAAUGAAAAAACGUACGCCAGAAAUUCCUCCUGAUGAAAUUACUUUUCGAGCACCAAAUCAAGAUAUACAAACGAAUUUUUCUUACAUGAUCGCAGAUCUUGGACUAAAUGCCGAGCAAUUCUUGUCGCCUCUCGUAGGUGUUCAUCUGAACUUGAAUGUAAGCUCCUUAAUCGGAUGGCAACAAUGUUAUCGAGACACGUAUGAUCAACCGUUAGAUUUAUUAUCGUUAUUAGAAACCUGCAAAAGUAGAAAACUUCUUGUUGCGUGUCGUCCUGUUGGUAACAAGAAGACGUUAACUCUAGCUGGUGUUGGCAAAUGGGAAGAUCUUCUUCGUCAAUGUUCAUCAAGUGCUUAUUGUCAGAUUGAAAUAAAGAAUGAUACAGGUUUCUACUACGUACCAGACCAAGCUUGGGGCUUUGAAGGACGUUCAGAGAAUAUGAUUCUGACCUCCAUUAAACAGGGUUACAAUAUUGGGUAUGCAUCAAUGACUUCAAUCAAUUUAAAUCCUUGUGAUUCAAGUGAUUAUAACUCUGAGGGUCGACUUUGUUGGUCACUUCGCUCAAAUGUUAAUCGUGGCGGUGGAGACCGAUGUGGAAGUGUGAAAAAUCUUCACAAUUCAGCUGAUUGGGAACGAAUAAUCUAUCAAGCUGUUUAA
Messenger RNA from Rotaria sp. Silwood2, 894 nucleotides. The record is from the annotation of a GenBank genome assembly. NCBI's taxonomy places the organism in Eukaryota, Metazoa, Rotifera, Eurotatoria, Philodinida, Philodinidae.